Messenger RNA from Kluyveromyces lactis, 1197 nucleotides. RefSeq names its product acetyl-CoA C-acetyltransferase (gene ERG10). The transcript has a single exon. The coding region runs from base 1 to 1197 and encodes 398 amino acids. Gene Ontology annotation, biological process: fatty acid beta-oxidation; ergosterol biosynthetic process. NCBI's taxonomy places the organism in Eukaryota, Fungi, Ascomycota, Saccharomycetes, Saccharomycetales, Saccharomycetaceae. Gene Ontology annotation, molecular function: acetyl-CoA C-acetyltransferase activity. The record is from RefSeq and is a predicted model, not a curated record.
AUGUCUGAUAACGUAUACAUUGUUGCUGCUGCAAGAACUCCAAUUGGUUCUUUCCAAGGUUCUUUGUCCUCUAAGAACUGUGUCGAUCUAGGUUCUGCUGCUGUCAAAGGUGCUUUAGCUCAAGUUCCAGAGAUCGAUCCAAGCACUGUCGAGGAAAUCAUCUUCGGUAACGUUAUAUCUGCUAAUGUUGGUCAAGCACCAGCUAGACAAGUGGCAUUAGCUGCUGGGUUGGGAAAACACAUUGUCGCCAGUACUGUUAACAAGGUUUGUGCUUCUGGUAUGAAAGCUAUCAUCUUGGGUGCUCAGGCCAUUAAGACCGGUUCUGCCGAUAUUAUUGUUGCUGGUGGUGCUGAAUCAAUGUCCAAUGCCCCAUACUACUUGUCGUCUCACCGUAGUGGUGCUAGAUUUGGUGAAAGCAAAGUCAUUGAUGGUAUUCAAAGAGAUGGUUUGAACGAUGCUUACGACGGUCAGGCCAUGGGUGUUCAUGCUGAGAAAUGUGCCAGUGACUACGAUUUCAGCAGAGAAGAACAAGACGAUUUUGCCAUUCAAUCUUACCAAAAGGCCCAAUUGGCUCAAUCUCAAGGUAAGUUCGACAAGGAGAUCGUUCCUAUCACUAUCAAAGGUUUCAGAGGGAAACCGGAUACCCAGGUGACGAAAGAUGAAGAACCAAGUAAGUUGAACGUUGAAAAAUUGAGAUCUGCUAGAGCUGUGUUUGCCGCAAAUGGUAAAGGUACUGUCACAGCACCAAACGCUUCUCCAAUUAACGAUGGUGGUGCUGCCGUGAUCUUGGUUUCUGAAAAGAAAUUGAAGGAACUAAACUUGAAACCAUUGGCUUUGAUCAAGGGUUGGGGUGAAGCUGCUCAUGAACCGGCUGAUUUCACUUGGGCACCAUCCUUGGCUGUUCCAAAAGCUUUGAAACAUGCCGGCGUCCCAGAUAUUUCCUCUGUUGAUUUCGUAGAAUUGAACGAAGCCUUCUCAGUUGUUGGUUUGGUCAACACCAAGAAAUUGGGCAUUGAUGCAGCUAAGGUUAACGUUUAUGGUGGUGCCGUUGCUCUAGGUCAUCCAUUGGGUUGCUCUGGUGCUAGAGUCGUUGUCACCUUGGCUAACAUUCUAAACCAAGAAAACGGUAAGAUUGGUGUCGCCGGUAUCUGUAACGGUGGUGGUGGUGCUUCUUCCAUCGUUCUAGAAAGAGUUUAA